ACUAACCAAUUAGAACUUCUUCCGAAAAUCUUCUAAGUUUAUUGUGUUUAAUAACCUCUGUACAUCUGUACUAUUACUAUUUACGAAAGCAGUCCGAAUGGACGGUAAGUCUGCGUUGACAUUAUUGAUGAUUUUUGGUCUUUUAAGAAACAUUCGUGUUCAUGGUACUCGAACAAUGAGUAAUUUUACGGGAAUACAUUCUGUUGCUUAUGUUACCGUUCCUGACAAUACAGUGGCGAAACAAUUGGCACAUGGAUUAGUAAAGAAUAAACUGGCUGCUUGUGUUAAUAUUAUUCCUCAAAUUACUUCAGUGUAUGAAUGGGAAAAUGAAAUAAAUGAGGAUUCUGAACUUUUAUUGAUGAUAAAAACAAGGACAGAUACAGUAGAUGUGUUGACAGAAUAUGUUAAGAGUCAUCAUCCUUAUAAAGUAUGUGAAGUAAUUACCUUGCCUAUACAAAAUGGUAAUGAACAAUAUCUAAAGUGGAUCAGUGAAAUAGUACCUCCUGUGGAUAAACGAAAAGAAAAAGACAAUAUAUAAUCAUUUUACCUAUUUAAUAAUAAAAUAAUAUAAUAUUAUUAUAUAUGAAAUUAUAAGAAAUAUGAUAAAUAUAUAAAUAAAUAAAAUUAUUAUUAUAAAAAUAAUGUAAUACAAUAAAGAAUAUUUGAAUAUGGAA
Vespula vulgaris is the source of this 674-nucleotide messenger RNA. RefSeq names its product protein CutA homolog (gene CUTA). The record is from RefSeq and is a predicted model, not a curated record. NCBI's taxonomy places the organism in Eukaryota, Metazoa, Arthropoda, Insecta, Hymenoptera, Vespidae. Gene Ontology annotation, molecular function: copper ion binding. The transcript is spliced from 6 exons. Bases 98 to 538 code for a protein of 146 amino acids. Gene Ontology annotation, biological process: response to metal ion.